CAAUAAUAACAAAUGAAUGGGAAUUUUGGCCACAGUAAAACAAAGACUGUGCCUGUAACGAGUUUUCCAAAUGGGAGGGUCACAACCAUGCUGCAAAAUUCUUAUUCCAAUAAAAUUGGCCCCAAUGCAAGAGUGAAGACCUAUUCGAGAGCACAGAUACUUGGUCAAAACAUUAAAAACUUUAGAAUGCAAGAUGGGAAUAGACAUAUUGUAAAAUAACCCCAACUUUAUUAAUAAUAGUUUCAGCAGGAGCAAGAGUGUCUAUAAAGACCAAGAUCUUGCCAGGAAUGGAUCCACUGGGUCAAGAUCCACAGCCUCUCAUUCUACUGGACUCCCUCCUGCAUUGAAAAAAAAUUGUUCGAUAUCUGCAGACUAUGGGCAUAAUUAUGACCAGAAGGUCGCUGAAAAUGUGAAUAAACGGGGCAAUUCUAUUAAGGAUAAAAUAUUCAAGAAUAUUUCUGCAAAUAAUCACUCCUCAAUGAAAUCAACAGGUCGUGGUGGGGAUAGAGCAUGGGCCCUAAACGGAAAUAAUGCUAAUAAAAAUGAUUAUUCAGGAAAGAAAAUGAUGGAGUCCUCCACCGACUUGUCCUAUUCUAACAACCCAGAGGUGUCAAAUAGGCAGCCUUCUAAAAGAAUUAAUUCUCUAGGAAGAUCAGAUUCGAGUAUUAGGUCUAGCAAGAAUAAAAUCCAGCUUGAGAAAAUACCUCCUACGACUAUUGGGUUGGACUACACUAUUAUCCAUGUAAUCGACGAGAACAAGAAGAAGGAAAAGGAUUUCAAAUGCUCCCUGCCCAUACUUCUCAAGCAUAUGAAAUAUUUUGAGCGACACCUAAAAUCGCCUGAUUCCUCUGAAGACAUCGACAUCAGCGUUCACUGAGAUGUAGCAAUUUUCGAAUGGUUAUUAAACUACAUUGAGCAUAAUGAGAGAAUCGAGAAAAAUAACGAAGCUAUCAAAUUCUAUGACGUUGUCACCAAGGAUGGGGAUAACUACAAAACUGCUACAACUGUUAAGCGAAGAAAGCCCACAUUUGAAACGGAAACUGCAAUUUCGAUCCUGAUUUCCUCGGAAUAUCUCAAGAUGGAAAAGCUUAUUGAUGAGUGUGUUGACUAUUUCAUUUCCAAAAUGAAUGAUAUCCUACGAUUGCCAAUAGAUAUGAGCUGUAUUAGCUCUUCACUCCAAAGAAAAAUAUCGACUAGAAUGUCUGACUUGCAGCUAGAUGAAAUUAAGGAUAAAAAGGACAAGCUCAUAAGUAAACUCUACAUGAAUAAGCUUCACAUCUUACUGGAAGACGAUAGUAAGACCCUCCAUAAAUGAAAUUAUUGCCAUAAUUUGUUCACUCAGAACCAGAUGGACAAAUUCGGAUGACCCAAAGCUAAGAUUUUUAUUGAUUUCCAUGGAAAAGUCAUUGCAGAUCACAUGUUUGACAGAUCUUUUGACAUCAAGAAAUUCAUUAGCUUCUGUAAGAAUACAAUGAAACUGACCUGGAAGCAAAUUUAUUGGAAAAUCUAUGCCCACACUGUAGAUUUCGAGUGAAGAACAUGUAAUAAGAAGUUCAACGGUGCGUAUGCAAAGCAUUGAUAUUACCAUCCAAAUAAAGCUAUUUUCUCGUUUGGAUCCAACAAAGGAGUUUAUCAAUGCUGCAAACAAGAAACUCUCAGGUUUGAUACUAGUAUUAGGAACGAUGGUUGAAAAGCAAUGGACCAUAUUCCAAAGUCAAAUGACUUGUUUUUCCAAAGACUUUGUGAGCUAAACCGAGUGCAGUGGACACAAGAGCCAUACCCAUCCACUAUUGUUAAUGAUGAAGAAGAACUUGGAUGAGAAUCUGCUAAAGAAAAUAAACCUAAAAUCUUCGCUAUCUCCGAAAUGAUCAAGAAAUAUAACAAAGAAUCUGAUGCUUCUUGGAUGAUAGUUGAUGAAGACGAAGAUGAGGAUAAUCCUGAAAGUCCCAAUAGAAGAAGUUCAGUCAGUCCAAAUCGGAAAAGAUUCACUCCUCUGAGGAAAGGGAAUAGUAUUUCACCUAACCGUUCAAACAAGAACCAGAAGAACUAUAAUAGCACUAAUCUUCAAAACUUUUCCACUACUAGCAAGCUCAACAUAGAGGAAAACAACAUCUCGAAGGAGGAGACUAAGGAAGAAGUCAAACAGCCUUCUCAGAAUGAGGAAAAAGACAGGGCUUCUACUCAGAAUCUGGUCAUUGAGAAGGCCACUAAUGACACUAGUACGGAUAAUCUUGUAGAGAGUCAGAAAUAAGGCUCCAAAAUCACCAUCCAAAAAGAAGAGGAGCAAAAGGACAAAAGUUCAGGCUGUUAGCCUUCCAUCGCUGUCUAAAUAAAGCUCUCAGAGAUUGUCAAAGAGAUGCUCGAAGAGAGCAAGAUAAACAAAAUAUGAGUGACCUUAUCAGCGAUCUAAAGAAAGCAAGAAGGGAUGAAUUCUCUCGCAAAGACCGACUCUCACUAAACAAAGCUUAUCAAAAGUUCCUUAAAAAGGAAGGGAUUCAGAUAAACCCAAGGAGGAUAAUCAAGAAAUCUAAGCUAAUAAAGAAGCCAAAUCUGAACCGGGUGUUCUCAUAGACACAUCUAAGGUCUGAGGGCACUUAUAGCCAUACCAAAGCCGACUUGUACAUGGCUCUAAAUAGCUAAUUUAUGUCAUAAAAUAACUU
Molecule: messenger RNA, 2660 nt
Organism: Moneuplotes crassus
Lineage: Eukaryota; Ciliophora; Spirotrichea; Euplotida; Euplotidae
Source: the annotation of a GenBank genome assembly